Messenger RNA from Alternaria rosae, 1522 nucleotides. RefSeq lists its product as uncharacterized. Lineage: Eukaryota; Fungi; Ascomycota; Dothideomycetes; Pleosporales; Pleosporaceae. The record is from RefSeq and is a predicted model, not a curated record. The transcript has a single exon. The coding region runs from base 61 to 1431 and encodes 456 amino acids.
AUCAACCCUCCACAUGUCACAGAACGAUAACGCCCUACUUUAACGUUUGCAUCCAUCAAGAUGAGUUUGGACAUACCGCACCUUCCCGCAGAGAUACAUCGCCUUAUUGCAACAUACGUCCACCGGGAAGAUCUACCACACUACCGGUUCGCAAGCAAACAACUAUGUGUGAUAGGCACCCAAGAGCUCUUCAGCACCGUUGUCUUUCAUUACAGUACCGCGAGUAUUGAGCGCCUGAAAGAGCUCAGUGCGAGCGACCGUAUUCGAAAUUGUGUGAAGACCAUCUUCUGGGAUGACAAUCGAUUUAAGAUAUUUCGUGUGGAAAGCAUGUACGAAUGGAAACUGCAUUGUGAUUACAGAGCAGGUCUGAAUCUGCUUCGAGAACACCGCACCGCAUCACAAGAGCUAUAUAGGCCCCUCUAUGCUCAGCUUUCGGGGAACCGAGAAGAGUGGGAGGCAUAUGGAAACAACGUCCUGGACGAGAAGAUUGCAAGACAGGCUGCGGAACAGCUCGAGGCACUCGAAUGCUUCCAGAAUCUACGAUCAGUUCACGUGGUUAAUGGCGAGCUUUGGCCAGCCCACCGUGGUGUGAGAAAAGUAGCACACGUGUUACCACACGCUUUGCCUACACCACCUGUCUUGCGUAGAGGAGAAGGCAUCGCCGAUUUCUACAGUCUGCCAGGAAUUGAGGCCUUCAAGACUAUACAGAGAUACUGCAAAUCGUCACUGAGAAAACUCAAGCUGGACAGAGUACAUCCUUCGGCUUUCGUUUCGUCGGAACUGGGCGAUUUACAUUGCUUGACAAGUCUGGAUAUCACAAUAUUUGGAUACUCGGGUGACUGGCGCUUCCAGUAUGGACUAACGUUGGGAAAACUAAUGGAGAAUCUGGAGAUGUUCAUGGCGUGUCUACUACAGCUUGAAAGCCUGAAAAUUGGCCUGGGAAACGGAGCAUUGACCCCCACCGCACCUCUUGCAAGCAUACACCACGUUUUUCACACCGAGACUACAUGGCCCAAGCUACAGAAAUUAUCCUUAUCUGGAUUUUCUGCUACACCAGAUUCACUGGCGUCACUUCUUGUCAAACACAGCUCCACGUUGAAGGAUCUCAGGCUGCGCGACAUCUCGUGGGAAAAGGACGCAAGCGACGCACCAGAAGAAAAGAAAAAGGUACCUUUGAGGUCUAUUCAACAGUGUGCAUGGCCGCGGGUACUGCAAGAGAUAGCGAAGUGCUUAUCGCUCGAGCGUUCGACUGCAUCGGGAACGCUUGGUGAAAACGGGGAUGUGCUAGGAUGGCAACUGGACAAGGACGAUGAGCUCGCUGCCGAUGUUGAGAAAUAUCUCAUCAGUGGAGGGCAGUGCCCGCUGACGGCAUACAACGCUCAUUUUGCGAUUGACAAUUGCGAACUCCCGCCAAUCUCGGUUGCAUCAUAGUAGCGACGCAUCAAGUACGCAAAUGCUCCUUCUGACGAGCCUUAAUUCAAGGCACUUCUUGGGAAUCUACACGCCACUUUUGCCUUCAGGG